AUGGAUGCCAAGCAAUCCUUCCCCGGAGGCUACGAGUACGAGCAGAGUCUCCCCGUGCUCACUCGGCCUUCAGCAUCCGCUCCGUCAACAUGGUCUGAAGCCGAUCCGAACCUGCACACGGACCCCUAUACAACAUCCAUGCUGUCGCACCCUCCAACUACGACUGCACCGCCAUCCCAGACCACAGCGCUAGCUUCAGCGCCGAAUGCGACAACCCAGCAGCCGGCUCAACCGGCUACCACUGCUGCUGCUACCACCACGACGGAGCGUAAUGCCCCUUCCAAGGUCCGCAAGCCCCGUAAGGCGGCCAAUGCUUCGGCGGGAAAGUCCACGCUCUUCUGGGUCCAUACCGACCCGGAUUCUGCCGCCUCGGGAACAAAAGAAGAAACCCUGAAGCGCAUUCGGUCUCAUGUUAUGUCAGAACACAAUCGUAAAAAGCGAUUGGAAAACACUAAGAAAUAUAAAGGCAAAUCCUGGAAGCAUUUGGCCUUUCAGCCACCAGAGACGAUUCCGGGGGGCAUGGGUCCGCCCCGGCCCCCGGCAUCCACGCCCUCGUCUUCGUCUAGCAGCAGUCGCUGGGGCUCAAAUGUUAGCGAGUCGCCCCCAUCAAAGCAUGAAUUAGUGCCUACUACGACCGCCGUGGAUUACUAUCCGCCCGUCACAGCUGACACGGCAACUUGGGUCGGGCAAACCUGGAGCGAUGAUUCUUGGGAUGACAGUAGCUAUGAUGGUGUCGUGGGAUACCCUACGAAAUCAUCACGCUAUUCUCCAUGGUCGUAUGUGGGAUCGGGUGCACACGAUCCGUUUAAUACGGGUCAUACCCAGCUCACAGACCGUAUGAUGAGACAUUUACAGAACUUCCUGUGGGAUUUGACCCAAGAAGCGCAUCCAUUGCAGACACGGUAUAAACCAAAGUUGCAGGCCCAUUGGGCCGCUCUUAUCCAGCGAGACCCGGCCAUUCUCCAUGCGGCAAUUUGUAUGUCUACUUCAAACGCAGCCAUGCAAAGGGGCGAGUUGCCUAUCCGAGAUCCGAAUCAGCAUCGCAGUGCCCUGGUGGUUGAUACAUUCCACCAUCGAGGCGAGACGAUCAGAUUGGUGAAUGAAGGGCUAUCGGACCCGGUGAAGUGUUCUAGUGAUGAAUUGAUCGCUGCAGUGUCUACACUAUUAACCAUCGAGAUCGCCUCGGGUAACCCCGACUAUCUCAAGAUCCAUCUGGCUGGCUUGCGUCAAAUGAUUGGAAUGCGCAAGAACUUUGCCGACGUGCUUCCUGACGUCCGAUUCCAAAUUAAUUGGACGGACAUCCGAGUCGCCUGCAUGGCCCUCACCAAACCCAUCUUCCCCUUCGUCCGGUCCACCCGGCCCCCACGCUUGACGCUCCUCCCGCCUAGCGACGACGUUGCCCUCUGCGCAACCCGUCUUCUCCCCCUCAUGAAAAUCCCAGGCAUCUUCAGCGACAGCUUUUCUAAAAUCAUCUACGACCUGCUCGAGCUCUCCUGGUACGCCGAGUGGAUCAAAGGUAGCAGCGGCUACAAGGAAUUCGAUGAAGAGACGGAAGAUUACUUCAACUUUGAAGUCCUCUACGUCGAGUAUUCCCUUCAUGCAGACCGAUACACACCCACCGGCCAAAUCAAGGGCGACAACUCGAUCGAGGGCUGUACACGCCUGGCCUGUCUUUGCUUCCACAACAGUGCCAUCUGGAGCUUCUACCCCAUGCUUGCGCCCCUGCUGCCAAAGCCCCUUCUAGCCCUGCGCGCCGCGCUAGAAGCAACCAUUCCCACGGGCCUGUUCGCAUUGUGCCGCGACCUCCUGAUCUGGGUGCUUUUCAUCGGCGCAGCUUGUAGCCAGGUGAUGCCUUCUGAACGCACAUAUUUCGUCACGGAACUAGCUGCUGCCACCAGAAUGCACGGCGUGACCUCCUGGCAGGAGUGUCGGUCUAUCCUGCUGGGAUUCUUCCAUGCGGACCGGGUCCAUCUGGUCACGCUGCGGCAGGUGUGGCAGGAAGUUCAGGGACGGCUGGAGCCGGCUGGUGUGUGA
This is a messenger RNA of Penicillium cataractarum, 2034 nucleotides long. RefSeq lists its product as uncharacterized. The transcript has 4 exons. Bases 1 to 2034 code for a protein of 677 amino acids. The record is from RefSeq and is a predicted model, not a curated record. NCBI's taxonomy places the organism in Eukaryota, Fungi, Ascomycota, Eurotiomycetes, Eurotiales, Aspergillaceae.